AUGGAUGCUGUCGUUGACGAAGAAGUUGCAUUCACUAAAUCCCUAGGAAGAGGGCCUAUAUUUUAUUAUGGCAUAGGACACAUGCUCAAUGACAUAACUGCUGCUUGUUGGUUCACCUAUCUGUUAUUGUUCUUGACAGAUAUUGGAUUUUCACCAAGGAAUGCAGCUAUUGUGAUGCUUUCAGGUCAAGUGGCUGAUGCAUUUGCCACUGUAUUUGUUGGUGAACUGAUAGACAGAUUUGGACGUUUCAAGAUAUGGCACGGUGCUGGAUCUUUAUUGGUGGCUAUUUCAUUUUCUUCAGUUUUUGGUCGUUGUCUACCAUGCACAAUUCUUACUUCUGAUUCAAAUGCUUUUGAAACCGUGAGUUACAGCAUGUUUGCAGCAAUUUUCAACUUGGGAUGGGCUGCUACUCAGGUCUCACACAUGUCCAUGGUGAGUUGCAUCACACUGAACGCAACAAGCAGAGUUGCAUUGGCUAGCUGUCGCAAUGCUUUUACCAUGGUUGCCAACCUGAGUCUAUAUGCAAUUGCUUUGAUAGUAUUCACUGUCGUUAACGGAAAAACAUAUGCCAAUGUUGAGAAUCAGUACCGUUGGAUUGCAUAUGUCUCGAUUUUUAUAGGAUGUUGCUUUGUGGGCAUAUUUCAUCUUGCGACGAAAGAGCCCAGUUUGCAAAUGGACAUAUACGGAAAGACUCGUGGAAGGAUUUCAUGGGCUUACUGGUUCAAGAGAGUUUUAUAUUACCAAGUUGCUAUUAUUUAUGUCCUCACGAGAUUAGUUCUCAACGUUUCUCAGGCCUACCUUGCUUUCUAUGUGAUCAAUGACCUACAAAUGGCACAAUCAGCCAAAGCUUUGGUUCCUGCUAUCAUAUACAUCAGCAGUUUCAUUGUAUCUAUCGCAUUACAGGAGAUUGCAUGGACAGGCAAACUUCUCAAGACUUACUUUUCUGCUGGAUGCAUUCUUUGGAUUUUGUGUGGCACAGUGAUCAUGCUUUUAACUAAGCAUACGAGUUAUGCCAUGUACAUAAUUUCAGUAUUUAUUGGCAUAGCAAAUGCCCUCAUGAUGGUAACUGGUGUAAGCAUGCAAAAUUUUCUAAUCGGAGAGAAUCUUAAUGGCUGUGCUUUUGUUAUUGGUUCAUUGAGCUUUCUGGACAAAAUGUCUUGUGGGAUUGCUUUAUAUAUUCUUCAGUCUUAUCAAAAUGUCUCUCCACAGUUCUUGGUAAUUCAUCAGUACCCACCUUCAAUCACAAGGUUGGGCUUGGGUCUUGUUCCUUCUGUGUGUGCAUUACUUGGUGUGAUAGUAACUUGCACAAUGGACUUCCACCAUCCUUCCAACUCUUUGACAGCACCACUAUUGACAUAG
Molecule: messenger RNA, 1359 nt
Organism: Lathyrus sativus (Indian pea)
Lineage: Eukaryota; Viridiplantae; Streptophyta; Magnoliopsida; Fabales; Fabaceae
Source: the annotation of a GenBank genome assembly